Molecule: messenger RNA, 1863 nt
Organism: Trichoderma aggressivum f. europaeum
Lineage: Eukaryota; Fungi; Ascomycota; Sordariomycetes; Hypocreales; Hypocreaceae
Exons: 3
Coding region: 1-1863 (620 amino acids)
Biological process (GO): ergosterol metabolic process
Cellular component (GO): endoplasmic reticulum membrane
Molecular function (GO): ergosterol O-acyltransferase activity
Source: RefSeq, a predicted model, not a curated record
AUGACAUCAAUAGACGUCCUGGCCAAUGGCCACAGCCACUUUGACAGCUACGCCGACAACGUGCUGCGGGCGAGAAUCCACAAGCCGCUGCAUGCCCAAGUGUCGCGCGCAUCUUCGACGGACGGCGACAAUCAUCAUCUGUUGGGGCUGCCCGCGGGCGACAAUGGCGGCGCGGGCAGCGCCACGACGAGUGGCCGCUCAACCCCCGUCUCAGACAACGCUCCCCCUUCGACCAAAUCCCUCUCCUCCGCGCGCAAGCUCGUCCGCGCCGAGCAGCGCCGCCGCAUCUUCCCAACCAUCGAGUUCGCCUCGCGCGUCUCCCACUUCGACCCCUCCAGCGACUACCGCGACUUCCACGGCUUCUUCAACCUCUUCUGGAUCGGCCUGGCCAUCAUGGGCAUCACCACCAUGCUGCGCAACUGGAAGGACACGGGAUACCCGCUGCGCGUCCAGAUCUGGGGCCUCUUCGCCGACAGGCUGUGGCACCUGGCCAUUGCCGACUUCCUCAUGGUCGCCACCACCGCCGUCAGCCUGCCGCUGCACCGCUGGGCGCGCCGGAACCCCGUGGGAGGCGUCUGGGGCUGGAGCAGGGGAGGCAUGGCGAUCCAGAGCAUCUACCAGGUCGUGUGGCUGGCGUUUUGGGUCGUUGUGCCGUUCUGGCUGGACUGGGCGUGGACCGCGCAGGUCUGCCUCCUGCUGCACACCAUGGUGCUGCUCAUGAAGAUGCACUCGUACGCCUUUUACAACGGCCACCUGUCGGAGACGGAGAAGCGGCUGCGCAGCCUGGACGAGCCAAAUCCCUCGAGGGCAGACCGCAGGCCGGCCUACCUCUACCCCAGCGCCGACCACCGCAAGGGCAGCGUGUCCGGAAUCCCCAUGCCUCGCCCCGCCGGGGAGGACAAGGACGCCUCCAAGCCCAAGAAGAAGCAGCAUCACCGCCAGCAGGAGAGCCUCGACAAGGGCGUCGACGGCACCAACGGCCACGCCGCUGCCGCUGCCGCUGCCGAAACCGAAACAGAGCCCGAGCCCGAGCCCACCAGCGCCGACGAAAUCGACACCCUGCGUGAAGACCUCGCCCGCGAGCUUACCAGCCCCAUGGGCAACGUCACGUACCCGCGCAACCUCACCUGGCCCAACUACCUCGACUACCUCUGCUGCCCGACGCUGUGCUACGAGAUUGAGUACCCGCGCACCCCGGCCGUCAACUGGACCGCCCUCGUCUCCAAGAUCGUCGCCACCUUUGGCUGCAUCUUCCUCCUCACCGUCAUCUCCGAGGAGUACAUCUUCCCCGUCCUCGUCGACGCCUCCCGCCGCCUCGAGCUCGUCGCCUCCGCCCACCUCCUUGACCCGUCUUCCUCCGCGGCCCUCGAGUCGGGCCUCAUCCUCGCCGAGACAAUCUCCUGGCUGCUCUUCCCCUUCAUGCUCACCUUCCUGCUCGUCUUCCUCGUCAUCUUCGAGUACGUCCUCGGCGCCUUUGCCGAAAUCACUCGCUUCGCCGACCGCCACUUUUACGCCGACUGGUGGAACUCGACCGACUGGAUGGAGUUUUCGCGCGAGUGGAACGUCCCCGUCUACUCCUUCUUGCGCCGCCACGUCUACAGCGCCUCGCGCCCGCACACCGGCAAGGCGUUUGCCACCUUCAUCACCUUCCUCAUCUCCGCCGUCGGCCACGAGAUUGUCAUGGCGUGCAUCACCAAGAAGAUUCGCGGCUACGGCUUCGUCUGCCAGAUGCUGCAGCUGCCUAUUGUCAUGCUGCAGCGGACGCGCUGGGUCAGGGGCCGCAAGACGCUCAACAACGUCUGCUUCUGGUGCUCCAUGAUCCUAGGUCUCAGCCUGAUCUGCGCACUCUACGUCCUCCUCUAA